CCUCCUCCUCCUUCUCCUCCUCCUCCUCCUGCGAGUGACCAGUCUUCUCAGGAUCCCGUGCGUGGUUCCCCUGGCAGUGUGGGGCUCGCAGGGGGGGAGGAGGAGGAGGAGGAGGGGCGUCCUGCGGCAGGUGUACAGGUGUUCAGGAAAGUGGCCGAGUUUCCCCUUUUUGUGAGGGAGAUAAGGGUGGUCCUCCCCUUUCCCCCUCCUUCCCCCCUCCCCCGUGAUGGUGCACAUAGGAAAACAGAUGAUGUGGGUGAAGUAGGGGCAGCUGACCCGAAGGAGAGCAUGGCAACAGCUGGGGCGGAAGAGGCUGUGAGCCAAGACCUGGCUGAAGUGCAGCAGGAGGAGCUGCCCACCACAGAGUGUGCAGUACUUGGUGGUUCUCAGGACCUGAAGAAGGAGCCUCCCAUAGUGCCUUCUGUACCUCCUGUCUCCUCACCUCAGUCACAGACACAAAUGGAGAAUAGAAACUUAGUUAAUUCAACCAUAGUGCCAACUUUAGAUGACAGUGCAGGGGAACCUAUUGUUGUGGGAUUGCCUGAUCUCCUUCCUGUCUCCCAGGGGAGUGAACAGAGAAGUAGCACAGUGGGUAGCACGUGUGAGGUUGUUGAACCUAAAAGUCCAGAGUUGUUAGGAACUGAAAAUGAAGACCUAAACAAAGAUGGCAAAAGUCAAAUGGACACUAGUGGUGCUAAUGGAGAAUCAGGCAAGGAGGAGUCAGUGCUGCCGUCGAUGGGCAUUCUUCCGGAUGUAGAAGAAAUGCCUCCAAAGCCUCCGCAGGCCACCUCUUCUCAACAGCAAGAAGCCUCCCCGCCUUCCGGUACUCAGAGCUCAGAAAAUCGCAGCCCUGAGCCGCACCCUCUCGAUCCGUCUGAAGUGGUGCACAAAAUCAAGAAAAUCAAGUGGCAGGAUAUUGAGGUGCCGAUCAUCACGCAGAACAAUAAUGGUCCUUGUCCUCUGCUUGCUAUAGUAAAUGUUAUGUUGUUAAAGGGCCAGAUUACACUUCCAACUGACCGCACGGAGAUAACUGGUGGAGAGCUGGUGCUGAUGGUUGGCAACGCCUUGUUCGACCUGCCUCGCAACUCUCUGCCUUUGGAGAUGAGGAGACACCUGGAACAGAAUACAGAAGAUGCAAUCAGUAUAUUGCACAAGCUGUUAACAGGCCUUGAUGUGAAUAUUAAGUUUUCAGGAGUACGAGAUUUUGAAUUUACGGGUGAGCUGUGUGUGUUUGACCUGUUGGGCAUCAUGCUGUACCACGGUUGGGUUGUGGAUCCCUCCAGUGAAGUGUCCCCUGUCAUCAGUGACCUCUCCUAUAAUCAGCUAACUAACAAUAUCUUUGCAUGGAGGGAAGAAGCUGUCAAGAACAACAACAACGACUUGCUUGUUAAAGCAAUGUUGUGUGAGGAGUUUAUGGCAAACAGUGGAUCGCAAUUAACAAUCCACGGCUUAUUUGAACUCGGGUCAGCUUUACAAAGGGAGGAGAUUGCGGUUCUCUUCAGAAACAACCACUUCUCAACCAUAUAUAAGAGAGGGGACCAGUUGUACCAGCUUCUGACUGACCAGGGAUUCCUCCACGAGAACAUGGUAUGGGAAACACUCAAUGAUGUUGAUGCCACUUUCUCGGAAUUUGUGAACGGAAACUUCCAGCCCAUUCCCCCUGUACCUGAGUCAACUCCUUCCUCUGAAGCUGCUCAGAAUAUGACCAUGCAACAGCAGAUCAACUCAGAGUAAGUGCAAGAUGUGCACUGGCUAUCACUGGG
Penaeus indicus is the source of this 1763-nucleotide messenger RNA. RefSeq names its product ubiquitin carboxyl-terminal hydrolase MINDY-1-like. The record is from RefSeq and is a predicted model, not a curated record. Gene Ontology annotation, cellular component: cell periphery; cytosol. Bases 289 to 1734 code for a protein of 481 amino acids. Gene Ontology annotation, molecular function: K48-linked deubiquitinase activity; cysteine-type deubiquitinase activity; cysteine-type carboxypeptidase activity. Lineage: Eukaryota; Metazoa; Arthropoda; Malacostraca; Decapoda; Penaeidae. Gene Ontology annotation, biological process: protein K48-linked deubiquitination. The transcript has 6 exons.